CAGCUGUCGGAAAGGGGGUUAGACAACUUACAGGAACACAUUCAGCUCCGGGAGAUUUCAACUCGCGGGUCUUCGUUUCCUUCCACUCUCCGGCGAGCCUGAAAGCAAAGCGUGAGCCUUCCGAGGACCGAGAUGAGCGACAGCCCUUCCCUGAGUCCUCCAGCACCAAGCCAGGGUCCUACUACCCCACGCAAAGGGCCCCCCAAAUUCAAGCAGAGGCAGACUCGACAGUUCAAGAGCAAGCCGCCCAAGAAAGGGGUGAAAGGGUUUGGAGAUGACAUCCCAGGCAUGGAGGGGCUAGGAACAGAUAUCACGGUGAUCUGUCCCUGGGAAGCAUUCAGCCACCUGGAACUGCAUGAGUUGGCCCAGUUCGGGAUUAUAUGAAGAGUCGGGAGGCUCGGGGGCUCUCAAGAGCAACUGCUGCUCUUGAGGGUCAUUGAUUUUACCUAACUGGUCUUUCUGAGUCUUGAAACGCAGUAUUUGGAAGGAAUUUCGUUGACACCUAUGGUCCUGGCCCAUCUGACCCAUGAGUUACUGUACGUGUUCUUUCCUCAUGGUAGCUCCAACCGUGAAUAAAA
Molecule: messenger RNA, 578 nt
Organism: Apodemus sylvaticus (European woodmouse)
Lineage: Eukaryota; Metazoa; Chordata; Mammalia; Rodentia; Muridae
Gene: Pde6h
Product: phosphodiesterase 6H
Exons: 4
Coding region: 133-384 (83 amino acids)
Biological process (GO): positive regulation of epidermal growth factor receptor signaling pathway; positive regulation of G protein-coupled receptor signaling pathway; visual perception
Cellular component (GO): photoreceptor outer segment membrane
Molecular function (GO): cGMP binding; 3',5'-cyclic-nucleotide phosphodiesterase activity
Source: RefSeq, a predicted model, not a curated record